AUGUGGCGGGUCGUGUCGGGGGGGCGCCGGCUGCUGCGGCCUCUCUCCGCCGCGGCGGGGGGUGCCCUCCGGCCGGAGCCGUCCUCCCGGGUGGCCGGGGCUCCCCGCGGGGGCUGCGCGGUGGCGGGGGGCGCGGGAGGCGGCGGCGGAGCCGGGGUGCUGGGGGCGGCGGAGCAGCGCCAGGCGGCAGAUGCUGUUCUUCCAAAGUUCAACAUUGACUUUGUUGUAGCUCUGCUGAGGCAGGAAAAUGCUAAAGACAUCUGUGUCAUCCAGCUACCUUCGGAAAUAAAAUACUGUAAUUAUUUUAUAAUCGUGAGCGGAUCUUCAACACGACAUCUCCAUGCAAUGGCACAUUACAUGCUGAAAAUGUACAAGCAUCACAAAGAAGAAAGUGAUCCUCAUACUCGGAUUGAAGGGAGAGAGACAGAUGACUGGCUGUGCAUUGAUUUUGGUAGCAUAGUGAUGCAUUUCAUGCUGCCAGAGACACGAGAGGCUUAUGAAUUGGAGAAACUAUGGACUCUUGGUUCCUACGAUGACCAGUUAGCACAGAUGACUCCACAGUCACUGCCAGAAGACUUUAUAUUUGGACUGACUCCUAACAGCAGUGAUCAUCUUGAGACAAGAACUUAAUGCAGCUGCUGAGUGGAAAGAGAAAUGAGUGUGCCUUCACAAGAUGAGAGACAUACAGUCUUGAUUACUGACUUAACAGUCGUUACAGUUGAUCAGUACAAAACUGUAUUUAUUGGAUGUGCCUAGGUAAAGUUCUGAACAAGCUACAAAAAUGAUCAGAAUCAUAGAAUCAUCAAGGUUGGAAAAGACCCUUAAGAUCAAGUCCAACCAUAAAAUGUCAAAGAAGGAAUCCUGUCGUAAGGGAGCUUCCUGGGGGAGUCACUGUCUCAAUGGAGUUUGCAGUGAGAAGAGUGGUGCAAAGACAGCUGCUUAAGCUGCUUACCCUGAAACUCAUGCUCAGCCUCUACAGCAAUUGUUUUUCUAGUAUCUCUGAAAGAUCUGCCUGUGGUGGGAGUGCAAAAAAGACUUGAGUGCUGCAAGGAAAACUACGUGAAAUAGUACAGUUUAGAUGCGGCUUCUUGUGUUAGGCCAUUUGCUUCUGGUCACAAUGAAGCAAGUCAUGCUCUGAGUUGAAGGAGGAGAGAAAACACACUGGUGUUACUGAGCACAUAAAAGCCAAGAGCAGCAGUGACAAAUAAAUGUGUCUUGAGUUAACAAGUCAGUUAAGUCAGUUUUUCAGCCAAGGCCAAUCUGGUUGUAAUAAUUUAAAAAAAAAAAACAAACCAAACCUGAAGAGUUUCAAUUCCUUGUCUUCAUGUUAAAACAUUCAGCUCAUUCUAAAUGUGCAGUUGGCUCCUCUUCGAGUUUUCCUCUCACCUAGUUUCUGGAAAAGGACACUGAGGCAACAUGCUGUGGCAGUGUAAACCUUCAGCUCCUUUGAAGUGGGCGAAAGUAGUUCUAAAGGAAGCCCUCAGUCACUGAGCGUUACUUGCUGCUAACGGACUGUCAGCACUUUCAGAAGUCACUGCACAGUGUGUUCUUAGUCUGACUGCUGCAUGGUCUAAUAACCAGUUAGAAGAGCUUCAAGAUGGUAACAAAAGUUGUCCAUGUAAAACAAGUUUCUUUUCUCCACUACAGGACAGGGCUUUCAUCACUAGAUUAGGAUCUCUUCCUUCUGGAGAAGCUUGCUCUGCCAUGCAUCAGGAAGCAGGAACAGUAGAUCCUGAGGGGAAUCACCUUUUUCCCCCCAGCCCCACGACCUAUUUCAAGUCCUGUCUGCAUCUCUUCCCUGCACAGCAGCUGCUGUUUGUAAUGUUCAAAGAAAGUGACCUCAGUUUUUGUGCCUGUGGUUGUGGUGUUUAGGGGGAAGAUAUUUGGUUGGUUUUUCUUUAAAAAAAAAAAAAGCAACCAAGAAAUAAACAAAAAACCUUCUCCCUCAUUUCAGACCUGUCAUGUUUUCUUGCUGUGUCUAGCCUCUGUUCUUUCAGGAAUAACUGGCCCUGAGUUCACCUGCUCUUUGAUACGAGGCAGCAGAUAGUUCUGCAAAUUAACCAAGGAGCAUUUAUUAAAUGUAGUUAAACUCUGCCGAUAAAAUAUCUUUGCCCAUGAAAUAAAGGUAUUGGUGGUAAGUCUGA
This is a messenger RNA of Gymnogyps californianus (California condor), 2144 nucleotides long. It is a transcript of the gene MALSU1, whose product is annotated as mitochondrial assembly of ribosomal large subunit 1. The transcript has 4 exons. Gene Ontology annotation, cellular component: mitochondrion. Gene Ontology annotation, molecular function: ribosomal large subunit binding. The record is from RefSeq and is a predicted model, not a curated record. Bases 1 to 630 code for a protein of 209 amino acids. Gene Ontology annotation, biological process: negative regulation of translation; negative regulation of ribosome biogenesis. Lineage: Eukaryota; Metazoa; Chordata; Aves; Accipitriformes; Cathartidae.